Messenger RNA from Lutra lutra (Eurasian river otter), 2284 nucleotides. RefSeq names its product coiled-coil domain containing 43 (gene CCDC43). NCBI's taxonomy places the organism in Eukaryota, Metazoa, Chordata, Mammalia, Carnivora, Mustelidae. The transcript has 5 exons. The record is from RefSeq and is a predicted model, not a curated record. Bases 105 to 857 code for a protein of 250 amino acids.
GCCAACAGGCGCUCUAUUUAGAAGGUGCAAAAUGCCCAGACUGACCACUGCAGGUGGAUUGGCUCGCCGCCCCACGCGCCAGGUUGUGGGUUCUCCUUCGGAGCAUGCGCAGUGGGCCCGCAGCGCGGCCCGUCAGGCACUGCGGUAGGCGCCCUGGAGCCUGGCAGGACCCUGACCCCAAGAUGGCGGCGCCCAGCGAAGUGGCUGCGGCUGCCUCUGGAGAAGGCGAUGGCGUGAGUACCGCCUUUGGGUCCUGGCUGGAUGGACGGUUGGAGGCGCUGGGAGUGGACCGAGCCGUUUACGGCGCCUACAUCCUGGGUGUCCUGCAGGAGGAGGAGGAAGAAGAGAAGCUGGACGCUCUGCAGGGUAUCCUUUCUGCUUUCUUGGAAGAAGAUUCGCUUCUUAACAUCUGCAAGGAGAUUGUGGAACGAUGGUCGGAAAGUCAGAAUGUCGUCACCAAAGUGAAAAAAGAAGAUGAAGUACAGGCCAUUGCCACCCUAAUUGAGAAGCAAGCACAGAUUGUGGUGAAGCCCAGGAUGGUGUCCGAAGAGGAGAAGCAGAGAAAAGCCGCCCUUCUGGCCCAGUAUGCUGAUGUGACAGAUGAGGAAGACGAAGCAGAUGAGAAGGACGACUCCUGUGCCUCCACAGUGAACAUUGGUUCUGAUAAAUCUCUGUUCCGAAACACCAAUGUGGAAGAUGUCCUCAAUGCCCGAAAACUGGAGCGAGACUCACUUCGGGAUGAGUCCCAAAGAAAGAAGGAACAGGACAAGCUGCAGAGGGAGAGGGACAAACUAGCCAAGCAGGAGCGCAAGGAAAAGGAAAAGAAAAGGACACAAAGAGGAGAGCGGAAGCGAUAACCUUGGUCCACUCUAUUCUUUCUCCUCAUGAACUUGAUCAAAGGGAGAAGCAGUUGUGCACAUGUGUAUUUAAGAGAAAUGAGAGAACAUUGCAAAGUGGUUUCCCAAGGCAUUUCCCUUUUGUUUACAUGGUCAAAAGGAAAAUCACAAACACUUCUAAUUACAAAAUGUGCCAUGUAUCUGUGGUGUGGGUAAUCAGAUUAUUGUAGUUGAUGUCUGUACCAAAGAUCUGGAAUGGGGGCAACUUUUAUAUUUUAAUACUGAAGUCCUGGCUCCUUUUGGCCACUUUAAAAGUCUUCCCUCACCUACGAUAAAUAGCAGAAAUAUUCAGAAAGCUGACUGUUACGGUUUUCAUCCUGAAGGAGCAGAAUCAUGACCACUCCUUUUCUGAUAUGAAAUGUGGGAGCGUAAAGUACUUUGAGAGUAGUAUUUACCUCUUAAUGUAUUGUUUUAUGGAUGAAAUAGAAAGCUAAUGAAGAGCCCUACCUGGAUCCAGAUAUUAUGUUAACAUGGCAACAAACUAUGAAAACAGAAGAGAUGAUGUGGUAGAUGUUCUAGAUUUGAGAUAUUUUAAGUUUCAGCCUAUGGGAGGAAAAAAGUAUCUUUUUAUUUACGUAGAGAUAGUUACAUAUUUUUCUCAUCCAGGCUGUGAUAUUGAAGAAUGUGUAUUGGAUGAAAGGAUAUCAUUGUUAGCUAGAUUCAUUUUUUAUAAUCAUGAGCCCUCUUGGGUGUUAGUAGAGAUUUUAAUCCUGAUCUGCCCUAAAGCAUGAGUAUAAGGAUGUGUAAUUACAGGCUGAAAGAAACUGCAGGAACCAUGUGUCUAAGGAAGAAACACUGGAAAUCUCUGCUAAUACAAAGAUGUUUGAGAGUGUACAUUGUGGGUGCUCAACAAAUUUAUUUAAUGAAUGAGUGGAAAAACCUGGGAGAGUCACAGGUGAGCAGGAACUCUCCAUUUGUACUUUUGUCACAAGCCACAUUCAAUUGUAAAUAAAUCUUUUCUCUACUUCCGGCAGCAGACUGUCUAGAAGCCUGAAGGGAGCAAUCUCCCUGACAAGACAGGAAAUAGGUAUUUUAUACCUGAGGUUGGCAAACUACUGCAGGCAAGGAAAUUUGGCCCCGUUUGUUUUUGUAGGGUGCAAGUCAGCAAUAGGUUUUGUAUUUUUAAAGGCUUGUAAAAGAAGGAAUACGUGACAGACCCCUCUUGUGGCCUGUAAAACCCAAAAUAUUUACUGUCUGGCCCUUAAGAGAAAAAGUUUGCCAACCUGUUUUAUACCAUUAACUAAGAGGUUAACAAAUUUUUACCUUUGUGUAGAGGGUAAAAAGCUUGGUUAAGGAAAAGAUGUGUCACUUCUAUACACUCCUAUAAUCGUGGCAUUGCAUUUUAAAAAAGUAACCAUCUUUUAAAAAAAAUAAACUAUUUAAAUCAC